AUGCAAGACCCACACCAUAUCGUACGCAUUGGCGGUAGGAAGUCGAAACUGGCCGUGAUCCAAUCGCACGAAGUCAAGGACAUGAUCGAAACCGCAUUCCCACAGUAUAGUUGCACGGUGCGUGCUCUGAAAACUUUGGGCGACCAAGUCCUGUCAAAGCCCCUGUACUCGUUUGGAGGCAAGGCCGUGUGGACCAAAGAGCUGGAGGAUCUACUGUAUGAAAAGGAUAAAGAGAAAAGAAUCGAUCUGAUAGUUCACUCGUUGAAAGACAUGCCCACAUCGCUGCCCGAUGGGUUCGAGAUUGGAGGCAUCACGAAGCGGGUUGACCCCAGCGACUGUCUGAUCAUGGCCAAAGGCAGCCCUUACAAGCGUCUCGAAGACUUGCCGGACGGCAGUGUGGUCGGCACGUCGUCGAUAAGAAGAUCCGCGCAAUUGAGACGCAGAUACCCAAAGCUCGUUUUCGAAAGUGUCAGAGGCAACAUCGGGACCAGAAUUAGCAAGCUGGACGACCCUGUGACCCCAUUUUCUUGUAUUAUACUGGCGACGGCUGGGCUGCUGAGAGUGAAACUUCAGCACAGAAUUACGCAGCGUCUCGAUUCUUCCGUCAUGUACCACGCUGUGGGCCAAGGCGCCCUGGGUAUUGAAAUCCGGUCCAAGGACCCCUGGGUUUCGGGACUGCUGGAAAAGAUCAGUGACAAGAAAACCACCAUUUGCUGUUUGGCAGAACGGUCGCUUAUGAGAACGCUGGAGGGUGGGUGCUCGGUGCCGAUCGGCGUUGAGUCCAGCUACGACGAAGCCACACGGACCUUACGUUUGAAAGGAGUGGUGGUCAGCGUUGACGGCACCGAGGCCGUUGAGGAUGAGUCCUCCAUGGUUAUCGACGAUGUCCGUCGAGACUCGAUUAUCUGCGGCCAGCAGUUGGCACAGAGCAUGAUCAAGAAAGGUGCCAAACACAUUUUGGAACAGAUCAAUCUGGACAAAGUUGUCCAGUAA
Messenger RNA from Lachancea meyersii CBS 8951, 993 nucleotides. Lineage: Eukaryota; Fungi; Ascomycota; Saccharomycetes; Saccharomycetales; Saccharomycetaceae. The record is from the annotation of a GenBank genome assembly.